This is a messenger RNA of Cheilinus undulatus (humphead wrasse), 1023 nucleotides long. RefSeq names its product trace amine-associated receptor 13c-like. Gene Ontology annotation, cellular component: membrane. Bases 1 to 1023 code for a protein of 340 amino acids. Gene Ontology annotation, molecular function: trace-amine receptor activity. Gene Ontology annotation, biological process: G protein-coupled receptor signaling pathway. The transcript has a single exon. The record is from RefSeq and is a predicted model, not a curated record. NCBI's taxonomy places the organism in Eukaryota, Metazoa, Chordata, Actinopteri, Labriformes, Labridae.
AUGACUGUUGGGCUUUCUCAGGAGCACUUCUGUUUUCCUGAGUCUAAUGCCUCGUGCGUUACGGCACAGUUUGAUGUAGGGACCAGAUUUGCCCUCUAUACAUUGUUUGUUUCGGGCAUGCUGAUUACCAUUUUAGGAAAUGCUGUUGUCAUUGUGUCCAUAAGCCAUUUCAAGCAGCUGCAUAAUCCUACCAAUGUGCUGAUUUUAUCUCUUGCUCUUUCAGACCUUCUUGUGGGCGUUGUUGUAAUGCCUUUUAGUGCCAUCAGAACUGUUCAUGGCUGCUGGUUCUAUGGGGAAAUCUUCUGUGAGAUGCACUCCAGUUUUGAUAUGUUUCUUACUAGUGUCUCUAUCUUCCAUCUGAUUUGCAUUGCUGUAGACAGACAUCAAGCAAUAUGCAAUCCUCUGCUUUAUUCUAUGAAAAUCACCAUGCCAGUGGCGUGGAUUAUGGUGUUUUGCAGCUGGGCACUGGCUGCUGUCUACUCUUUUGGACUGCUUUACUCAAAGGCUAAUGUUGCUGGGUUGGAGGAUUACAUACAAUCAAUUAACUGCCUUGGCAGUUGUAACCUUCUCUUUAACCACCUUUGGGGGAUCCUGGAUAGUAUUACUGCCUUUUUCUUCCCUUGUGCUGUAAUGGUGUGUCUCUAUACAAAAAUAUUUACUGUAGCAAAAGAGCAUGCACGUAAAAUUGGAGAUGUGAAAAAUUCUUCAAAUGACAGAGGAAGAAGUGGGUUUAUUAAACAAUCUGAGCACAAGGCUGCAAAAACUUUAGGAAUUGUGCUUGGCGCAUUUAUCUUCUGUUGGAUGCCGUUUUUUUUUAAUUCAAUAAUUGAUGCUUACAUUGGCUUCAGCACACCAGCUGCUGUCUUUGAAGCAUUUGUUUGGUUGGGCUACUUUAAUUCAACCGUGAACCCAAUUAUUUAUGCUUUGUUUUAUCCCUGGUUUAAGAAAUGCUUUAAUCUUAUUGUUAACCUGAAAAUAUUCAGUCCUGAUUCUUCAGACAUUAAGGUGCAUACUCUGGCAUAG